Molecule: messenger RNA, 1455 nt
Organism: Verruconis gallopava
Lineage: Eukaryota; Fungi; Ascomycota; Dothideomycetes; Venturiales; Sympoventuriaceae
Exons: 1
Coding region: 289-816 (175 amino acids)
Source: RefSeq, a predicted model, not a curated record
CUGCCCUCGAGGCUAAGGCUCUUGCACCGCAUCCACAUAUACCCAACAGUCUCUGGACGCAAGCAGCAAAUAGACUCUCUACAGCAGUCAUCUCCAUUUCGACUCCACUCUCUUCUCCCAUUUCCGUGCUCAGCACACCAUAUCUCGCCAUCCGUUGACUCACAAGCCUCGCCCGGCGUCACUGUUCCACACAUACUCUCUUUAAAAAGCCAGCCGUCACCCCACUGGCAGCAUCGUCCACACUCUCAGGAAACACUCCUUUCAGCACAGCCAGCAACCAAGAGCGCUAUGGAUUGGACACACGACGUCUGCCUGUCCUGUGACAAACAGACACAGGAAGGCCAGAAGUUCUGCUCGCAAGCCUGCCGUCUUGCAGACCUGGAGCGAGCAGGCCACUACGAGCCGCUCACUCCUGCGAGCCUCCCGAGCAACACUCCUUGGGAAUCCUAUCAAAUGUCCGCGGCUGGUACGUCGACUUCCCGCCAGUAUCACUUCCAGCUGGCGCCUCCUGUCAAUUUCUCAGCGUGUCGUCAGGCGGCAUCGGCGGAGUCACCACCGUCCAGUCCCAAAAGCCGUGCGACGCACACGUCGUCAUCUUACUUCUCGCACAACUCAUCAUCUUCGACAAGCUCCUCGCAUCCCACCGGCAGAGGCUUGACGCUGUCUCCCUCACGCAGCUCGCUCUCUUCCGUCUCCAGCAGCGGGUCCGCUCUGGCUUCCCCGAGCCUCUCGGAAGAGACUAUGAACCAGCUCCGAUCCUACUACGGUGCUUUCGAUCAGACGCGUGAUUGGAAGCGAAGGGUCACCUACGGCUGAGCCUUUCGUUUCGAGACAGCACGCAUUGUCCUCAAUCACCUUUACCUAUGCCAUUUUGCCUAGCGUUGGAGUUUUUUUUUUUCAUGGAGAGAUACCCUGUCAGCCCUGUGUACUGCCAGCAUCAGCAUCCUUCUCACUCGGCCCCUUGAGAAGGCCCUCUUAUUAUGGCGUUAUCGAUUCGGAUCUUUCAGUGUGUCUUCGGGCUACAUAAGCUCCCCUUUCAUGACCACCGACUUUGCGUCAGCACUGGAAGUCAUUCACCACGGCAUCAGGAUCACAGCAUUACGGGAUGGGAUAUGUAAUAAAAGUUGUACUUGUUUGAAUCAUGCACACUCUCUGGUUUUCUCUUUCCAUUGUCGCCACGACAUGAUUGUAUGAGGAGGCCCCAUGUUUUUUACGCUUCAUGCACUGUUCCGAGAACUCCGCUUGUACAUAGGCUACACAAUAAAUUUACACCAGGGCGAUGGAAGCCUCAUGAGUCUGCAGGUGACUGCAGGUCGGAGGGUCCACGCGCGAAUCAUCAUUCAAAGCAUCAUUUGACCACUGUUUUAAGACAAAUUAUCCCAUAGCACCAAUCAGCCAACAUGUAUGCUGAACAGAAAACCAACGCAAUCUUGCGGGGCAUACUCCGUAUCUCCC